GACAGCGGCGCGACAGCAGCUGGAGGGCGGAGGAGGCGGCGCGCCCCGUCCUGUCCUUGCCAUGAGGCCGCAGCAGGCGCCGGUGUCCGGGAAGGUAUUCAUCCAGCGAGACUACAGCAGUGGCACCCGCUGCCAGUUCCAGACCAAGUUCCCCGCGGAGCUGGAGAACCGGAUUGAUAGGCAGCAGUUUGAAGAAACAGUCCGAACUCUGAAUAACCUCUAUGCAGAAGCAGAAAAGCUCGGGGGCCAGUCAUACCUGGAAGGCUGUUUGGCUUGUUUAACAGCAUACACCAUCUUCUUAUGCAUGGAGACUCAUUAUGAAAAGGUUCUGAAGAAAGUCUCCAAAUACAUUCAAGAGCAGAAUGAGAAGAUAUACGCUCCCCAAGGCCUCCUCCUGACAGACCCCAUUGAGAGAGGACUUCGAGUUAUUGAAAUUACCAUUUAUGAAGACAGAGGCAUGAGCAGUGGAAGAUAAGCCAUAGAAUGGAAGAUCCCGCCUCUAGCUGGGACCCUCGUCUGUCCACUGGCCGAUCGCAGCGUCCCUACCUCCUCUCCAGAGCAUCAUUCCUUUGUAUCUGCUGCCAGAGCCACGGUGCCAUGUACUCCAAGGACUACCUUUCUAAAUUCCACACCUGGAGUGACCUCUCGUCGCUCAGCAUCCACUUCGGGGCUCCAGAUUGUGUAGGACUCUGUAAUCUUUUGAUUCGUUUUUGAGAAAACACAAGGAAGCAUUUCACUUUUUUAUUCAGAGCCAUUUAUUAAAAUACGCAGCCGGUCAGCCCAAUGCAACAUUUUUUCUCGAUCUCCAGCCAGUACCAUUGGUUCUCUUCUUCCUUGGGCCGGCGUCCCAGGUGGCGUAGACUUCAGCACGUCAGAUCUUAGCUGGGUUCAGUCUGUUCCGUAGGUGAAUGACACGGCUGUGCUCCAGGGUCUGGGCGAGGGUUAGACUGCGCCUGAGGACUUGUUCACGCAUCUCCCAGAUUUCAGAGAACUACCAGUUAGGCCAUGAUUCAGAUCUCAAGAUCUAUUUCCACUAUUCCGUUUCUCAAACUGAAGUUCAUUGGAAAGUAAUGUAUACUGUUAUUUGUUUUAUUAUAGCCAUUAUUCCUAAUUAAAGCAGUAUUUAAACAGUUUCCAGUUAUUUUCUUUGGAGAACUUGACGUUAUUACUGCAUUACCUUGCCUGUUGGGAAGAUGUGGCUUGUGUAGCCUGUCCAUCACAGAAAUAAGCAAGCACAAUGAAGUGGAUGCCAAGCCAUCAGACAUGUAAAUGUCCCUGCUGUGUCCCCGAAUGUGUAAUAAGCAAGUGUGAUAAAUACUUUAAUUACAGUUUUGUUAUAAAUAUAACUUAUGAGAAAACAUUUGAUAGGAAUAAUACUGUGUAUUGCUCAUUUUUAUCCCUACUGGCAAACCUUACGAUUCAUAGAUUUUCCUCAUAUACAGUAUUCGAUGCACAGAAAUCUCAUGAUCAGUUCAGUUACAGUAAGUUAAGUGCUUUCCAAGUAAAACUCUCAAGUCUGAGUUAACAUUUCUAGUUCUUUUAGCUGUAUGUUCUUAGUAUCGGGGCUUCUUAUGCACUUCAUUCAUCUUUGGGGUUUGAAAGCACUGUAUUUGGAAGAAAGCUAGAAAGUAUUAGGAGAGAUUGAAACAGUUAAACGUUUUACUUUCAGAGAUAUUGUAGGUGCUAAAUACUGGAUUUAACCUUUCAGAUUUCAUUUCUUUAUGGGUCUGUCUUUCAGUAAAUCCCACAGGUCUGUGUAAUACUUUGUCUAAACUCCUUUAUUACUUUAGAGCCUGUUGAUCAGUGUGUCUGUCUGCCUUUGAAACCCAUUGCAAUAACUUUGCUGAAAUAGCGACAUACUAGUAAAAUUUUUCUUAAACAAA
This is a messenger RNA of Tupaia belangeri chinensis (Chinese tree shrew), 1883 nucleotides long. It is a transcript of the gene GOLGA7, whose product is annotated as golgin A7. Gene Ontology annotation, cellular component: Golgi stack; palmitoyltransferase complex. NCBI's taxonomy places the organism in Eukaryota, Metazoa, Chordata, Mammalia, Scandentia, Tupaiidae. The transcript is spliced from 6 exons. The record is from RefSeq and is a predicted model, not a curated record. Gene Ontology annotation, biological process: protein targeting to membrane; Golgi to plasma membrane protein transport; peptidyl-L-cysteine S-palmitoylation. The coding region runs from base 62 to 475 and encodes 137 amino acids.